UAGACACUUGAAAAGGCCAAAUAAUUGGAAUCUUUAAAAAUGAUUUAAAAGAGCCUACUAAGCGAUAAUAUCAUCGGACGUGCAAUGAGGCAUGUAUAAUAUUUAAUCAUCGAUGAUUUGAAAUAGUUGAAACGAUUCAAAGAAGUUCAUCAAACAAAUGACGUUAUUAGGAGAGUUAGUAAUAGUAAUAAUAUAGCCUAAUGAUAGUAAGCCGUAAACCAAAACCAGAAAUCGCGAUGUGUACUGGUUGCAUAUGAAGUACAUUGUACACCGAUAUUCAUCGAGUACUGUACUGAUUAGAGGUUCAUUUAUAUUCUAAGAUAUUGCAUUUUCGCCCACACAAAUAUUAUAUCAAGCAACAUUAAUUUAUGACUAGGACACCAAGCCUUCGUAUUCCUCCCAAACACGCCAAUGAUUGUGCAUCAGCGAGAGAACAGUUUCGAAUACGCCAACGUAUAUACUCAUGUUUAAAAACAAAUAAUAAGUAACUUAUUGAUAUAAACAGUUAUUCACGGUAUUCAACUUGCGUGAAACAGAUAGCAUCACUCUUGUCGAUUUUAUAUUUCAUUUCGACCUUACGUAAUAGACAAACGCAUCAGUUGCAUCAACUUAAUGCAGACAUUUAAUAAGAAGGAUGCCUUCAAACAUUCGAGACCAGGAUCGAGAACCAGAAGUAUUAGAACGUGAGAUUAACAUGUCACAGAAUACUGCUGCCACCGAGUACAAUGAAGACGACGUAAUGGUAAAAUCAAGCACAAACCAAGUAUCCAUCAAGCCGCAUGACAGAGAAAAAGUGCUGCACAACAUGAUAAUAUUUUUGAAUCCUUCGUCAACAACACCAGAAAUUGGAUUAAGAUGUGACAGUCAUAAAAACGUGGCAUUAGAAUUUAGUCAAACUGAAAUACUUUACAAAGACAUGAAGUUAAGUUCACUCGAUAUAUACAAAAUGAACCUGCAACAGCUUUUGGCAGAAGCAACCUUUUUUUUAUCGGACAAUUAUAUCAGGUCGGUAUUGUUGCAAGUAACCGGCGCUAUUGAUCAUUUGCAUAAACUUGGAAAAAAGUUUGGUCGGAUAACGGCUGAGCACAUUUACUUAUCUUGUCAGGAGCAAAGUCAGGAUUCCCCAAAAAUAGUUCUAACAGAAUCUAGUCAAGCAAAUGCCGAAAGCGGGGAACUUGAUAAAGCCGAAGAUGUCGCAUUUUUGGGAGAGUUUUUCAAAUGGUUUCUAGAGGAAGUAUGGAAAAAAAAAGAAAGACAUCUACAAUGCUACGAAAAAUCUACGGCGAAAGACUUGAUUUCUAAAAUGGUGGAAAAGAGUGUUAAUACGAAAGAUAUAUUGCAACAUCCGUUGUUGUGGACUGUUGAGAAAAAGAUCACUUUUCUUUGUGACGCUCAUGAUUCCAUUAAACACCGGUCUAUUGAGGAAAGGGUAGAAAGAGAAGGACAAUCAGUAACAGGCGGAGAUUGGAUCAAAACGCUAUCACUUUUUCCUCGAGAGAAGACAGAAAUUGAAGCUGUGCAUAUAAAUGGAAAAAAGAAACAAAUCAAUAUAGACAUUCUAAAGAAUUGUGCGUCGGGCAAAACAAAAAAUACGAAGUUUGACUAUGCAACAUACCUGUACGACGAGCGAAAAUCAAAACUGACUGAAAUGAGCUGGACCGCACUACAAUCAUUUAUAUCAAACAACAACAAUAAUUCGGAAAACCACAUCGGGAGAAGAGAAGAGAUUAAAAAACUACUAGAGGAGGAAAGAAUAAACAAAGAACCGGCACCGUUUGAGAUAUUUGGUCCCGUGAUAUUGGUAAAGACGUCGGAAGAAUUUAAGAAAGAUUCCUUAUGUGAUCUUUUGCGUUUUUUUCGUAAUCGCAAAGCCCAUUACUGGGAAAGUAAGCAAAACAUCAAGCGCUGUUUUCAGAGUAAUCCAGACGGAUUUUGGAGAUUCUUUUCCUCGCGAUAUCCUGAUCUUUUACCUUUUGUAUACGAACACAGAAUGAUGUUCAUGGGCCCUCUGCAAAAUGCAUAAUUUCCAAUUUGUAUUAACUAUGUUAACAUUUUUUGAGUGUUUCCGUUGUUUAAGCGUCAAAAUGAUAAUCUUCACCGAAAAAAUAUCUUCCAGAAUUCUGAACCCCUGUCUGUAGCUACUCAUAUAAUUCUUAUUAAUCCAGUGGAGUAGGUAUCAGUUACUAAAUUACGUAAACAUUUUAUAUUAGGCCUUAGAAUUGAAAGAGUUUUGGAACAAUAAGAUAAGAGUUUAAUCUCUUUACAAUUGAUUGGUUGUGCUUAACUGGGAAUAUUUGUCAUUCUUGAUGUGCUAAUUUUUUCAUAGACAUUUUGGUGGAAAUAUUGGAAGAAAUUAAUGAAACUGGUACAUUUUGUUUGCAACCCUGUAAUUUGUCUCACGUAAACCCCAUUGGUAAAACUGAAACUAAGUUUGGAAACCACUGAUCUAGAAUCUAAAUAAAAUAUAUCAUCAACAAUAUUCAAAUGAAAAUAGCUGUCAUGUGUUUAUUACUUUUGUAGUGAAAUUAUUGCUUUUUUUAAUAAAAAUGCUUAAGUUAUUGUAAGUUAUUACAAGCAAAUAUUCUUUUUGAACAAGAUAUACAGUAUCUAUAUUUCUAAUCUGUUUUUAAACUGUACGUACAUUUUUUAUUCAUUUUGAAAUUGUAAAACUGUCCGUUAUGCUUAUUCGAAAGUUCCUCCUUUCUUCCAAAUAAUUGGAGGCUCAUAUUCAGGAGAGGAAGUCUAAUAUAUUGAAAAGUAGAUUCGAACUUUGCGACUUCGAUAAUUUUAUAUAUGUAUUAAUAACAGUUUGGACGCUGGGCAAAACACGGAUGCUAAUUAUCGCGUAAAGUACGCCUAACUGAAGGUCAUUUGAAAACAAUAGUGCAAUUUCAUUUCAUUCGAGAAGUCUGUUAUCAUUUUUUGACCCAAGUCUCAUUUAUAGUAAAUGCUCUUGUAUUUGACCACUAGUAAGUCAAUCCAGUUCAAGUCCAAAUGCUAGUUUGAUCUUCCUUUGUUCUGAAGCACCAAUAUUGUGAUAAUCAGGACGAAUCCACCGGAAUUAAUAGAAUUUCGAUAUUGCUAGAAUCGAGAGAAACCAUAAGCAAUGGUCAAUACCCAAUCCGAUUCAGGAUACUCAUAGGUAAUGACAAAAUACAAAGUAAUUACAAUAAGAAUGUGGACACGGAGAUAGAACAGAACCGACGGUACCUAACUGAGCUCCAAGUUCGCCAAAGACAUCGGCGGUCAAACCUGGCGUAAUACAACGUGUUGUUGGAGUAUAUCGAUAAACAAAUACUACCGAAUUUGGUGUGAAUUGUUCGGUACAUGGGACCCAAAGGAAAGACAGGACAAACAGAAAAGUAAUAAUCUUGUAGUGACUUCAACCACUUUUAAUUAUACACUCAAAAUGUGAAAUCGAUUGGUUCAUU
Molecule: messenger RNA, 3431 nt
Organism: Styela clava
Lineage: Eukaryota; Metazoa; Chordata; Ascidiacea; Stolidobranchia; Styelidae
Source: RefSeq, a predicted model, not a curated record